AGGAAGGGCUGUAAACGUCACCGAGGUAGUUAGGUAACCCCUGGUAUUUAAGGAGGUGAGAAUAAACACUGAUCUUCUUUUAGGUGUGGACAGGUGUGAGAGAGGUUGAACCAGACAAGUCAAAGGAGGAUUUUUAAAGUUGAAAAUAUGUGUUUUGGAAGGUGUGCUAGAUGUGUUGGUUAUAAGCUGCUCAUCCUUGCCCUCCUCUGCAUUGUGGCCAACACUUUACUUUAUUUUCCCAAUGGUGAAACAAGAUUUGCUUCAGAGCAUCACCUCAGCAGAUACGUGGAGUGCCUUCAUGGCAUUCUAGGUGGAGGCUUUCUGGUCCUCAUUGCAGCUGCAGUGUUCAUUGGGCUUCACAACGAUGACAGCUGUGGCCACGAGGGCUGUGGAAAGAGCUGUGUGGUGCUGGCCUCAGUUCUGGCAGCCUUGCUUGGCAUCCUUGGCUCUGGAUACUGUAUAAUCAUUUCAGCACUGGGCUUGUCUCAAGGACCGUAUUGUCUUACUCACCUAGAAAGAAACUGGAUCUACCCUUUCACUGACUCCUCUGGAGGGUACUUGUUUGAGUACAACAAGUGGUCUGAAUGUCAGGAACCUCAAAACAUCGUGCAGUGGAACGUCACCCUCUUUUCCAUCCUCCUCGUUUUGGGAGCAAUAGAAUUCAUUCUGUGCUUCAUACAGAUAAUCAAUGGCAUUCUUGGAGGACUGUGUGGGUUGUGCUGCAGUCAUGAGGAAACAUAUGUUUGCUAGAAACCUGACAAUGUACUGACAUCGCUGCAUGUGUGUGCUGUAAUGAAUACACUGUGGAUUUUUUUUUAAUAUUCCAGGCAAACUGAAAUACAAAUUGUUGUCAAACUGUGCAAACUGUUGCCAUGAAUUUAACUGACCUGGGGCCUUUGUUGUUGGAGUCAUAUGCAGGUUUUCCACUAACCUGCCUGAACUGAAAUGCAAAAUGUCUGAAUAUCUUUUGUUCAUUUCAUCUUGGUGCAGGCAACUGCCUUACCACAUGUCACUAAUGUGGCUUUAUUUAUUUUUCUCUUUCUACUGACACAACAGUUCUGUACUUUGUCCUGUUUUCCCAAUAAAGUUGCUUUUUCAUUCCAAUCUUGGAAUGAACACAAACCAAAUCCAGCCUGGCCUGGAUACAAGAUUUUGGUCAACUGGACCAAAACCAAAACAGCAGUAAAAUGUGGAUGAUUGAGGGCUUUUCAGGAUUUUUCUGAACUUCCCCGUAUUUCACAAAUAAAGAUUUGUAUUAAAAAUA
Molecule: messenger RNA, 1264 nt
Organism: Serinus canaria (Common canary)
Lineage: Eukaryota; Metazoa; Chordata; Aves; Passeriformes; Fringillidae
Gene: TM4SF1
Product: transmembrane 4 L six family member 1
Exons: 5
Coding region: 148-750 (200 amino acids)
Cellular component (GO): membrane
Source: RefSeq, a predicted model, not a curated record